Dicentrarchus labrax (European seabass) is the source of this 1527-nucleotide messenger RNA. It is a transcript of the gene pglyrp6, whose product is annotated as peptidoglycan recognition protein 6. The coding region runs from base 49 to 1452 and encodes 467 amino acids. Gene Ontology annotation, molecular function: zinc ion binding; peptidoglycan immune receptor activity; peptidoglycan binding. The transcript has 5 exons. The record is from RefSeq and is a predicted model, not a curated record. NCBI's taxonomy places the organism in Eukaryota, Metazoa, Chordata, Actinopteri, Moronidae. Gene Ontology annotation, biological process: defense response to Gram-positive bacterium; peptidoglycan catabolic process; detection of bacterium.
AGGUGACAGACACUAGAAGCCUGGAGCUGACGGUAUUCACGCCUCAGGAUGGAUAAAGGCUGCUGGAAACACACCCUUGUGGCUCUUGUGGUGGUCUUGGUCAGCACGUUUGCAGAAGCUUCCUUCUCCUGUCACAUGGAUGACUUCAUCAAGGCGGUGAAGCAGGUGGAAGACGGGGACCCUGGGUCAGAUCCGGUGGCUGUGUUGAAGAGGCUCCGCAGAGCAGCUGGCCUUAAUGAUGCAUUCAUUCAGCACUUCCUUGGUGAUGCCAACUCUGGUGGUCCUGAAAUAGAUGCUGCCCUCUCAGUUUACAUUAGAAAGACUGUGCAUCACAGGGUGACUGAAGAUGCGAAGGAGGAAGGUGUGGUGCUGACUUCUGAUGGCACCACUGUUGCCCUCAUGCCUGUCCUCUUGGGCAUCGAGGCUGGUCUCCUCUCCAAGACUGAGGGGGGUUAUCAGGGCCUGCAUCAGCUCACUUUGGCCAAAGACCUGGCUCUUUCUUUCAGGCACAGCUCUCCUCUCACCCCGGUUCUGGGACCUGACGGCUGCUGGGACAGUGUAACCUCUCCUCAAGUCUUCACCCUCUUGGACAGCCCCUCUCUGGUCACCACUGCUCAGGUCAACGGAGGCAUGGACGGCAUUGUUCUAGGGAUGGAAGCCAAAUCCAGACAUCCUCUCAAGCUCAGCAGUCUGCUGACAGAGUACUACUGCCACCAGCUGGACAGGGAAGGACUGGACGUCGCUCCACGCCUCAUCAGCCGGCGCCGCAGGGAGAACUUCAGAGGGCUGGUUAGCCGUCCAGUGCUGAUCAGACAGGUGUUGAAAUCACAAGAGCUGAUGCGGAAGUUGGUGGGCCGUCGAUUGAUGAGGGUGAGGCAACUGAGGCCUAUGGUGAAAGAGGGAAUGAGAGAGUUUGUCCAGAAGUACAUCGAGUGCCCACCCAUCAUACCCCGCUGUAUGUGGGGUGCAGAGCCGUACAGAGGAAACCCAACCAACCUUUCUCUUCCUCUCUCCUUCCUGUACAUCCACCACACUCACACACCGAGCAAGCCCUGUCUGACCUUCCAGCAGUGCUCUGCAGACAUGCGCUCCAUGCAGCGCUUCCACCAGGAGGACAGAGGUUGGGACGACAUAGGAUACAGCUUUGUCGCAGGCUCUGACGGGUACAUCUACGAGGGUCGAGGCUGGCACACCCGAGGAGCCCACACCCUUGGACACAACUCCAUAGGCUACGGUGUUUCCUUCAUCGGAGACUACAUGGCGACUCUGCCCUCCCAGCAUUCCAUGGGGCUGGUGAGAGAUAAGCUGGCAACCUGCGCUGUCAGUGGCGGGCGACUGGUGGCCAACUUCACUCUGCAGGGGCACCGACAGGUGGUGAACACUUCCUGUCCUGGAGACGCUUUCUAUAAUGAGAUCAGAGGCUGGAAACACUUUGGGGAGGUCAAGAAAUGAAAAUGGUCUACUUGACAAGCUGAUGAGCAUUGGAUGAACCAAAGCUGAACACAAUAAAUAUUUGUCUUAUUGUUA